ACGGUAUUACCAACACCCACAUAUUGUCAUCAUGGCUAAUGAGCAAAACUGCCCUUUUCUUCCAGUGCUCUGAUGCGUGGUUUCCGUUGUCUGGAGAUUGAUUGCUUUGAUGGAGCCAACGGUGAACCAAUAGUCUAUCACGGACGAACUCUUACCGGCAAAGUUAAUUUUAAAUCUGUCGUCUUUGUCAUCGGCAAGUAUGCCUUUAUGACAUCACAGUAUCCGCUGGUGUUGUCCCUGGAGGACCAUUGUUCCUGCAAGCAGCAGGAAGUUUUGGCCAAUCACUUAAUCACCAUCCUCGGAGACAAACUACUGAGAACCGCCAUUACCGAUUCAUCAUCUGAAGUCCUGCCAUCCCCUGAGGCUCUUAAAGGUAAAAUAUUAAUAAAACACAAAAAGAUUGAGCCAGUGCAGAUUCCCAGCCCUGUCCUCAGCGGACAGACAGCUGAAGAGCAGGACGAGGAAGAAUCCACUGAUGGAUUGGAAGAGUCUGAAGAUGAAAAGCCAUUUGGAAAAAAUGUCAGAUUCAAGCUGGUUAACCUGAAGAAACAUCUGCGAUCCAAACAGCAGGUUCUUAAAGGUAAAAUAAUACUAAAACACAAAAAGGUUGAACCAGUGCAGAUUGCCAGCCCUGUCCUCAGCAGACAGGCAGCUGGAGAGCAGGACGAGGAAGAAUCCACUGAUGGAUUGGAAGAGUCUGAAGAUGAAGAACCAACUGGAAGACAAGUCAGAUUCAAUCUGGAUAAGCCGAAGAAACGUACGAGAUCCAAACAGCAGGGUAAAAGUAAGGAGAUCGCACCAACGCUGUCAGAUCUGGUCAAUUACAUCAAAGCGAAGAAGUUUGUCAGUUUCCAGCAUUCCCAAUCCUACCAGAAAUUCUAUGAAAAUAAUUCAGUGUCCGAGAGAAAGGCGCAGCAGCUGGUCCGGCACUCAGCUCAGGACUUUAUCUAUCAUACCAAGAAUUUUCUAACCAGAAUCUAUCCCAAGGCAUCUCGAAUUGAUUCCUCUAACCUACAGCCUCAGGAAUUCUGGAAUGUUGGCUGUCAGAUGGUUGCAUUGAAUAUGCAGAGUCCAGGAGUCCCAAUGGAUCUGCAGGAUGGAAGGUUCCAGGAUAAUGGCAGAUGCGGAUAUGUUCUAAAGCCGGAUUUCCUUUGUGAUUUAGAUUGCACAUUUGAUCCAAAUAAUCUUCUAACUCACAGACCAUUUUACCUCCAUAUUAAGGUGAUUAGUGGGUUUCUUCUUCCUCCAAGCAAAUUAUCGAAAACCAACACAGCCAACCCAGUUGUGACUUUGGAGAUCCAUGGAGUACCACCUGACCAAUGCAGCAAAAAGACCCGGGUCGCAAAAAAUAAUGCCUUUAACCCUCAGUGGAACAAGUCUUUCCUCUUCGCCAUUAAGGUUCCGGAGUUGGCAAUGAUUCGAUUCUGCUUGCAGGACCACAUUCCAGUGGUUGGGAAUAAAUUUGUGGGCCAGUACACUCUGCCUGUGACCUGCAUUAGUAAAGGAUAUCGUCACAUCCCACUGCUGAACAGAUACGGUCAGAGUCUUUUGCCCGCCUCGCUCUUUGUCCACAUCUGGUAUGAUUGAUCUUCACAUCCAAAAAUUCAAUAGCUGAUUGCGACAUGAUUGCUGCCUUGAAAACUUUUCUCCAAUAAAUAAUAAAAUUAAUCCAAUGUUUAUUUAGUUGUAUUCCAGUGAUUGUGAACAGGGAA
Molecule: messenger RNA, 1712 nt
Organism: Rana temporaria (common frog)
Lineage: Eukaryota; Metazoa; Chordata; Amphibia; Anura; Ranidae
Gene: PLCZ1
Product: phospholipase C zeta 1
Exons: 10
Coding region: 73-1587 (504 amino acids)
Biological process (GO): intracellular signal transduction; lipid metabolic process; positive regulation of cytosolic calcium ion concentration involved in egg activation
Cellular component (GO): nucleus
Molecular function (GO): phosphatidylinositol-4,5-bisphosphate phospholipase C activity
Source: RefSeq, a predicted model, not a curated record